UAUUUAUGGCACUUUGAUUCUGCGCUAAAUUUGCUUUAAAAUGCUGUUAAUUUUGUCGUCACAAUUAAUGCAUCAAUGAAGUCUUGUUACCUUUGAAAUAAGUUUUACCAUAUUUGGGUGACAAUAUACAUACAUCAACGUCAUGUCUUUAGAAAUUGGUAAAAGCGAUCAUGCUAAUUUCCACAUAAAUAGAGUGGACGCUGGAUUCGGCGAUGAUUUGCGGUCCGAUGAAAGCGAAGCGUCGUAUGAACCAUUAUGUUCGUACGAAGAUGUUAAAGAUUUCGUAACAUUUUUAACUUAUACUACCGCGUGGUUAUGCCUGUCUACUUCUAGUAGUGUUAUUCUAUUUUCGAUAGUUUUAUACAAGUAUGUUUUUAUGGAACACGAUAACCCUUUAUUUUAUACAGUUAUAAUCUUUUGCGAUAUUAUAAUACUCAUGGAGUUUAUAUCGGUGUUAGGUUUUAUGUAUUAUAAUCAAACUGCGAAGAAAAAAUAUGUAACCCAUCGAAAUAAGGCGAUAAUGAUUCUGGAUUUGGUUUCGGUCGUAGCUGUACCCAUGACACUGAUUGGUACCAAGAGUCAGGUUGUGUUUAUUUUGGAGAUCGUUAUAUUGAGUUUUAGAAAUUAUCGUGUUCUGAAUUUAAUCGGUCAGAAUUCUUUUGAUACAUUUUCAACUUUUUUUAUUCUUUGUUUUAUUAUAGCCGUUUUAAGUCGGAGUUCUGGGCACAACACUUUAUUAUUUUUAUCGUUUAAAUACUGUUUGAUGUCAUUUUUAAUAUGGCACGUCUACGCUUGUUUUUGGAUGUCUCUUAGCUGUUUUGAAUGGCACAAGAAUUGUAAUCCAACCACAUCUUGGACCAUGUCUCUUAAAAACAUCAAUGAAUACAACAGUUCGGAUCAAAAAUUACUCAAUUACAUCUCCAGUAUGUUAUUCGCAAUUAAUACAUAUACAACUGUUGGUUUAUUUGGUGCAUCAAGAGCGAACGAUUUAGAACAAUUAUUAACUAUAACGUUAAUGUUGUUAGGUUUAUACAUAGCAAAUGGAUUAUUUAUAGGAGAUUUUACGUCGGUUCAACAAGAAAGUUACCGAAGGCAUUCGAUAUUUUCAUAUAAAUUGAACUUAAUUUACAAUUCGUUAGCGAACGACACGAUUAUAACGAAAAAACUAAAGAAAAAGGUGAAAGAUUUUUAUAUAACCUUUUGGAAGAAAAGGGCCGCUAUUAACAAAUCGCAACUUUUCGAAGAAAUGUUACCAAUGGCUUUGCGAAGUCGAGUACUUGUAGAUAAGUACUGGGACGCUAUAAACGCAUCCAACUUACUUCGAAACACGAGUAUGCCGUUUAAAAGGGCUUUGGCUUUACAAUUUUUUUCUGAGAUAUACACCACCGGUGAUAUUAUAUACACCCAGGACAGGGUGAAAAAUGUUCUCAUGUUCGUCGCCAGGGGAUCAGUUCAGGUUCUUUCCGGCGAUGAUACCGAAAGUUCGCUAUUAACGCUUCGAAUGGGUUCAUGUUUAGGGGAUAUAAGCCUUAUUUAUUCACUGGAUAGUCAAGUUCAGGUUGUAUCUACAUCAUAUUCAGUAAUGUUUUGUUUAAGAAAAGCUGAUUUAUGGAGAACAGCUGAUCGAUUAAAAUUACUUGAUCCAUCUGAUAGCGUUCACAUAGUUGCUAAAAGAAAAAUGCGAAAUGCAAAGCUACGACAUUCGUAUAAAACGUUAGAAGCACAAGAAAGUUCUGAGAUCCUGACAGUAUACGCUCAGAAUUUAGGUUUAGCAAGUAGAUUGAUUGCACAAAAGGAAGCGUUUGAAGACAGAUCGAUUUUCAAUAAUCAAGCGACACUCCACGAAAAUACCAUUCCAAACUUAUACAUAAUCAGUAAAGAAGGUUUAAAGCUUUCCGAUCAUGACGGUAUCUUUAUAAAAACUACAUUCCCUUGGAUUUUAAGACCCAACUCUCAAUUUAUUUUAAUCUGGGAAUCGUUUUUCGCCAUCGUAGUAUCAACGGUGAUUAUUUAUUACCCGUGGACUUUGAUGAACAAAUCCGAAAUCACUCAAGCUGACUUUGUGUUUAGAUGCUUGGUCUGUUUAAUUUAUACACUUGAUUUUAUUAUAAGACACUUUACCGCUAUCGAAGAUGAAAGAACUAUUUACACGGAUUUACAAGAAUUAUUACCAAGACAUUUUUCAAGAUAUUCUUUUAUUUUUGCUGCCGUUUCAGCGAUUCCUUUUGAAUUUACCACGCAGCAUACCUUUUUAAUGCUGAAUAGGUUGUUUCAAAUUUAUCGCGUAGUUGUUUUCAUCAAGAAAACUGAAAAUAGUUUUAAAGUAAACGUCGCUUUAAUCAGAAUGAUUAAGUACGUUGUUUAUCUUUUAUGUGUCUCUUACGCCGUUGGUGUUGUUUAUUAUUUAAGUGCUUGCCAAAACCAAUGUUCUCCAGAUUCUUGGCCUGUACUUUACGGUUUAGGUUUAGAUAACGAAACAACAAGAACCGACAUUUUUGAAACGGCUAUUAUAACCGCAAUGUUAUUAACAUCGGGAACAGGAGGAAAAAUAAUGUACAGAAGAUUAAUCGAAGUGUUUCUGAUCACGAUGUUUUGCGUAAUCGGAACGUUAGUCUUCAGCUACUUAGUUUCUGAUUAUUCGGCAACAUUAACUUUAGCUGGAAUGUCGCAAUCGGUGUACAUUCAAAUGGUGGAAGUGAUCAGAAACUUUAUGAACGAGAAAUCAAUGCCCGACGGAAUUCGGAAACGAAUGGAUCAUUACUUGGAAGUUCAAUGGUUACACAAUAAAGGAAUCCCCAUUCAUGAGUUAUUGAAGGACGCUCCUCGGUAUUUAUAUGAGGAAUAUCAAACGGCUAAAUAUUCGGCAUUAUUUGCCAAAGUUCCAUUGUUUCAAGAAUUGGAUGACGAUGUAAUGAACAAAUUAACAGCAACUUCCAAAACAUUAUUUUUCCCCCCAAAUGAAUUUGUUACAUAUUCAAGAGAAAUCAUCAAGGAAAUGUAUAUAAUUGAAAAAGGAUUUUGUGAGGUUAUUUCCCCAGCUUCAGGUAGGAUUGAAAAAGUAAUAGGGGAAGGUGCCGUUUUUUCAGCUAUAGAUAUGGUCUUAGAACUACCAGGUGUAUUCCAUGUACGCACCGUAACUCACGUUAGUGUAAUAAAGAUCACUUUAGCAUGUAUUAAAAAUGCUCUCACCCCCGAAGGAAAGAUCAUACUUCAGACGCUUGUUGAUGAAACUAAAACAUCUUUCACGGUUCAACGAUUAUUCACCGAGAGUACUUCCAGGAUGAUCCACAAGGAUGUCGAGGUCGACGAUAGGUCUUGGGUUGCUCCGCCUAAACGGGCAGAUCCAAGGCGAGUCGAAUACAUGAACUCAUGGAAAGUAUUUCGCUGUUGCAGAUAUUUUAUGAUCCCUUAUACCAUUAUGCCUUGUGGACGGUUUUUAAUGUAUUACGAGAUAUUUAGAGCCGUUUGUGCUUCUAUUUCUGCUGCAUUAUUACCUACAAGCUUUAUUUAUGCUUAUUAUAUAAAAGAAUUUUGGAUCAUUCAAGCUAUAUUGGAUCUAACAGCAUAUCUUGAUAUAUAUCUGAGAUUACAUGUAUGUUUCUACAACGAUAAAGGAGUUUUGGUGACGCAUCCAAGAGCUACCGCUAUGCAUUACUUAGGAGGAAGCUUUAUAGUUGAUUUAGUAGCUUGUUUGCCUGUUGAUUAUUUCUUAACGUUUUUUUGGAAGAAAAAUUUUGCAAGUUCAGCUGCUUACGAGAAAAUGUGCGCAAUUUUAAGACUUAAUAGAAGUCUUCAAAUUUAUAGAGUUCCCGAUGCAUUUUCGUUUGUCUCAAAGGAUAUUAUGAAAUCAAUUGGAACUUUAACCCUUUCAUUCGAAUUAGUAACUUUAAGUUGCGCAUUAAUAAAUUUCCUUUGUGGAAUAUUUAUGGUGAGUACAUUUACCUUGACUACAUACACAGAAGCUAUUGUUCCGGAAGAAUUUGGUUGGUUUACAAACGUUACAUACUCUACUAUUGAUAUGACUUCCCCCUUCGUAAUGUACUUAAUAUCAUUCUAUUUUGUAUGCUCGCAAGCUAUUGGAAUGGGAUAUGCCGAUAUGUUCGUUAGAGUUAGAUCAGAAGUGAUACUAAAUAUAAUUCUGAUAAUAUGUGGUUACUUAUGGUUCACCUACGUGUUAGUUAUUAUAUCGAAUAAUAAAUCGAUAGUAAACAUAACACUUACUUUAUAUCAGAAUCACAUGAAACAACUUAUUAAGUUUAUGAAACGCGAGAAGAUUGCGAAAAGUUUACAAAAGAAGGCUAUUAAUCAUUUUGAAUACGUUUGGCAACGGACUCACGGUUUAAACGCUAGCAGCAUUCUUAAACAAUGCCAUUUGGCGUUAAGUAAAGAUUGUGCUUUACACCUUUACGAAGAUACUUUAAAGGAGGUAUUAAUAUUUCGAGAUAUGGUAACGUCUUUUUAUCGAGUUAUCGGUACAAAUUUGGAAGAACAAUAUUACUUAGCUGAAUAUCCAAUAAUAAGAUUGAAUGAUAUCGUCAGUAAGAUUUAUAUUGUUCAUAGGGGUAUAAUUAUGAUUUAUGGACCGGAUGGAACACGAUAUGCUAUGUUAAGAAAAGGAGGAGUUUUUGGAAAUAUUGAUGAAGUAUCGCAAACAAGAAGUAUGAUAGUCGCAAAAGCUGCAACAAUCGUUGAUUUAUUAGUUAUUGACACACAAGCUUUAUAUCCACUGAUAAAAACAUACCAAGUUGUUGUAAAUAGAUUAAAAAAACAUAUCUUAUUAGAGAAUUUGUCCUACAUAGAAAGUAAUUACGAUGGGGACGAUGACGAAGCGCUUGAUAUUUAUUAUUUAGCGGGGAGAAAGAACUUACCUAAAAAGCUUAAAAUUCUCUCAUCGAGUUAUUUAGCUGUAACAUUUAUGAUGUGUUCGUUUAUAUCAUUUUUAAUAACAACGUAUCAAGCGGCUUUUAAAAACUUUUCAAUUCCAUUUUUUACGAUUGCUUAUUUUUUCGAUAUCGUACACAUUGUGAAAAUUUAUUUGGGGUUUAUAACGCCGUAUAGAGAUCAACAUUGGGGAGAAAUUAUUGUUGCUAAGAAAAAAAUAAUUAAAGACUACUUGAGAUUCAAUAAGUUUGUUAUGGACUUGGCUGGUUCUCUUCCAACCGAUUUCCUUUAUUUUGCGAUGCCUCAAUUUGGAUUAUAUGGAAUAACUUUAUUGCGUUUGAACAGGAUUCUUAGACUGGUGGAUGUUUACAAUUACUUUAACAUAAAACAUGACCAAUUAAACAUAAACGUUCUCGUCAUCAAAUUAUCUUCAAUAUUCAUUUCUUUCACUUUACUCAUUCAUGUACAAGGUUGUAUUUGGUACAUGUUGGCUUGCCCAUUUACUACGGGUUGCAUAAAAGGAUCUUGGGUUGUUCAGGAUGAUAAAAAUUUUUGUCGAAACGCUUAUUUAUGCUCUGUGUAUACCGCAACAUCGAUUGCAACUUACACUGGAUUUUCACCACCUCGUGCUUCAACAUUAAUUGAAAUUAUGUAUGCCACUAUAGCGAUGAUUUUUAAUAAAUUUACAUUAGCAGUAUUUAUUGGAUAUAUGACUGCUAUUGUUCACAAUCUAAACGCAACUUUAGUUGAAUUUGAUCAUGGGAUGGAAAAAUUGAAAGAAUUUUUGAAGCAUAGCAGGACCUCGUUUCCUUUAGUACAAAAAGUGCUUACUUAUUCUUCUCAAUUAUGGGAGAAAAGUGAAGGGAUGCAAAUACCGCAAUAUUUAACGGCUUGUCCGAGUUUCUUAAUGGAAAGUAUCAAAAUUGAUGCGUUCGGACAUCACAUUUAUGAGAACGAAAUAUUUAUGAAAUGCCACCCAGAUUUUUUACGAAUGUUAAUCAGUUUGUUAAAAGUAACAACAUUGUUUGAUGGAAAUUAUGUUUGUCAUCAAGGAGAUGUUAACGAUACAAUGUAUUUUUUGCACCAAGGAAUAGUUUUGGUGUAUAAAGUUAAUGAAACCGAAGAAAUUUUAGUUGAUGAGCUUCAAGAAUUGGAUUCUUUCGGAAUUCUACAAGGAAUUGUUCCUAGAACACCUCAUACUCAUACAUUUAUUGCUAAAAAUGUUACUGUAAUUUUGAGUCUAAAGUUUGAUGACUGGCACUAUUUAUUAACAUUUUUUCCAGCAUCGAAAUUUUUAAUAUUUGAUAAAGUACAACAAUUAUGGAGUAAUGUUUGAAUUAUAGCAACUCUUUGAAAUUCAAUAAAACAUAUAUGAAUAUAUGGUAAUGACGA
Molecule: messenger RNA, 6273 nt
Organism: Onthophagus taurus
Lineage: Eukaryota; Metazoa; Arthropoda; Insecta; Coleoptera; Scarabaeidae
Biological process (GO): transmembrane transport; monoatomic ion transport
Cellular component (GO): membrane
Molecular function (GO): intracellularly cyclic nucleotide-activated monoatomic cation channel activity; protein-containing complex binding; voltage-gated potassium channel activity
Source: RefSeq, a predicted model, not a curated record